Molecule: messenger RNA, 9687 nt
Organism: Miniopterus natalensis
Lineage: Eukaryota; Metazoa; Chordata; Mammalia; Chiroptera; Miniopteridae
Source: RefSeq, a predicted model, not a curated record
CCAUUACUAUAUUGUAGCUAGAAGUGAAAUUUGUGAUGUUGAAAUUUAAGUGUUAGUGGUUGAAUAAUUCCAGGUGAUGACACAAAGAAUUGAACCAUAGAUAUAAGAGUAAUAUAGGUGUAAAGGUCAUUGAAUGAAUCAUCCACAUGAACUUUGAUGUCACCUAAGCAGAUGGAGUUGAAAUGGAGAGUAAGAAUUUAAACCAAAAGCCAAAGUUGUGAGAUUUUAAUACUGUAUUUGGUUGGGAAAAUACUCUUUUAAAAUUAUGUUAAAUUAUCUGUCUUUUCAUCUAGAACCUUCUGAUAACUUACGGGAGAUUCUCCAAAAUGUGGCCAAAUUGCAAGGGGUUUCAAAUAUGAGAAAGCUGGGCCAUUUGAAUAACUUUACUAAGCUUCUUUGUGAUAUUGGCCACAGUGAAGAAAAAUUGGGUUUUAACUAUGAGGAUAUUAUAAUUUGCUUGCGGUUAGCUUUAUUGAAUGAAGCAAAAGAAGUGCGGGCAGCAGGGCUACGAGCUCUUCGAUAUCUCAUCCAAGACUCCAGUAUUUUGCAGAAGGUGCUUAAAUUGAAAGUGGACUAUUUAAUAGCCAGGUGCAUUGACAUACAGCAGAGCAACGAGGUAGAGAGGACACAAGCACUUCGAUUAGUCAGAAAGAUGAUUACUGUGAAUGCUUCCUUGUUUCCUAGCUCUGUGGCCAACUCAUUAAUAGCAGUUGGAAAUGAUGGACUUCAAGAAAGAGACAGAAUGGUCCGAGCAUGCAUUGCUAUUAUCUGUGAACUAGCACUUCAGAAUCCAGAGGUGGUGGCCCUUCGAGGUGGCCUAAACACCAUCCUGAAAAAUGUGAUUGACUGCCAGUUAAGUCGAAUAAACGAGGCCCUCAUUACUACAAUUUUGCACCUCCUUAAUCAUCCAAAGACCCGACAGUAUGUGCGAGCUGAUGUAGAAUUAGAGCGAAUUUUAGCACCCUAUACUGAUUUUCACUACAGACAUAGUCCAGAUACAGCUGAAGGACAGCUCAAAGAAGACAGAGAAGCGAGGUUUCUAGCCAGUAAAAUGGGCAUCAUAGCAACAUUCCGGUCAUGGGCAGGUAUUAUUAAUUUAUGUAAACCUGGAAACUCUGGGAUUCAGUCUCUAAUUGGAGUACUUUGCAUACCAAAUAUGGAAAUAAGGCGAGGUCUGCUUGAAGUACUUUAUGAUAUAUUUCGUCUUCCUCUGCCUGUUGUGACUGAAGAGUUCAUAGAAGCGCUGCUCAGUGUAGAUCCAGGUAGAUUCCAAGACAGUUGGAGGCUUUCCGAUGGCUUUGUGGCAGCCGAGGCAAAGACUAUCCUUCCUCAUCGUGCCAGAUCCAGGCCAGACCUCAUGGAUAAUUAUUUGGCACUGAUACUCUCCGCAUUUAUUCGUAAUGGACUUCUAGAGGGUUUGGUUGAAGUGAUAACAAACAGCGAUGACCAUAUCUCAGUUAGAGCUACCAUCCUUUUAGGAGAGCUUUUACAUAUGGCAAACACAAUUCUUCCUCAUUCACAUAGCCAUCAUUUGCACUGCCUGCCAACCCUAAUGAAUAUGGCUGCAUCCUUUGAUAUCCCCAAGGAAAAGAGACUGCCACAUGUUUUUGGACAAGGACAUAGACUUUCUACCAGAUCACUAAAAAUGCGAGCCAGUGCAGCCUUGAACUGUUUAAAACGCUUCCAUGAAAUGAAGAAACGAGGACCUAAGCCUUACAGCCUUCAUUUAGAUCACAUUAUUCAGAAAGCAAUUGCAACACAUCAGAAACGGGAUCAGUAUCUCAGAGUUCAGAAAGAUAUAUUUGUUCUUAAGGAUACAGAGGAAGCUCUUUUAAUAAACCUUAGAGAUAGCCAAGUCCUUCAACAUAAAGAGAAUCUCGAAUGGAAUUGGAAUCUUAUAGGGACCAUUCUUAAGUGGCCAAAUGUUAAUCUAAGAAACUAUAAAGAUGAACAAUUACACAGGUUUGUACGAAGACUACUUUAUUUUUACAAGCCCAGCAGUAAGUUAUAUGCUAACCUGGACCUGGAUUUUGCCAAGUCGAAGCAGCUUACAGUCGUGGGCUGCCAGUUUACAGAAUUUCUUCUUGAGUCUGAAGAGGAUGGGCAAGGAUACUUAGAAGACCUAGUAAAGGAUAUUGUUCAGUGGCUCAAUGCCUCAUCUGGAAUGAAACCUGAAAGAAGUCUUCAAAAUAAUGGUUUAUUGACUACCCUCAGUCAACACUACUUUUUAUUUAUUGGAACACUUUCUUGCCACCCUCAUGGAGUCAAAAUGCUGGAAAAAUGUAGCGUAUUUCAAUGUCUCCUUAACCUUUGCUCCUUGAAAAACCAAGAUCACUUGCUAAAACUGACUGUUUCUAGCUUGGACUAUAGCAGAGAUGGGUUGGCCAGAGUCAUCCUUUCCAAAACCCUAACUGCAGCCACUGAUGCCUGCAGGCUGUAUGCAACAAAACAUUUAAGAGUAUUAUUGAGAGCAAAUGUUGAAUUCUUCAAUAAUUGGGGAAUUGAGUUACUAGUGACCCAGCUGCAUGAUAAAAACAAAACGAUUUCUUCUGAAGCUCUUGAUAUCCUCGAUGAAGCAUGUGAAGACAAGGCCAAUCUUCAUGCUCUUAUUCAGAUGAAGCCGGCUUUAUCCCACCUUGGGGACAAAGGUUUGCUUCUUCUCCUGAGAUUUCUCUCCAUUCCAAAAGGGUUUUCCUAUCUGAAUGAAAGGGGCUAUGUAGCAAAACAAUUGGAAAAGUGGCACAAGGAAUAUAAUUCAAAAUACGUUGACUUGAUUGAGGAACAACUUAAUGAAGCACUUACCACUUACCGGAAGCCAAUUGAUGGUGACAACUAUGUUCGUCGGAGUAACCAAAGAUUACAGCGUCCUCAUGUCUACCUGCCUGUACACCUUUAUGGACAACUGGUACACCACAAAACAGGCUGUCAUUUGUUGGAAGUACAGAAUAUUAUUGCAGAACUCUGUCACAAUGUUCGUACGCCAGAUUUGGAUAAAUGGGAAGAAAUUAAAAAACUGAAAGCAUCUCUUUGGGCCUUGGGAAAUAUUGGCUCGUCAAAUUGGGGUCUCAAUUUGCUGCAGGAAGAAAAUGUGAUUCCAGAUAUACUAAAACUUGCAAAACAGUGUGAGGUUCUUUCCAUCAGAGGGACCUGUGUGUACGUGCUCGGGCUCAUAGCCAAAACCAAACAAGGCUGUGAUAUUCUAAAAUGUCACAGCUGGGAUGCUGUAAGGCACAGUCGCAAACAUCUGUGGCCAGUGGUUCCCGAUGAUGUGGAACAGCUCUGUAACGAACUCUCAUCUAUCCCAAGCACCUUAAGUUUGAACUCAGAGUCAACCAGCUCUAGACAUAACAGUGAGAGUGAGUCUGCACCAUCAAGUAUGUUCAUAAUGGAGGACGACCGGUUUGGCAGCAGCUCCACAAGUACAUUUUUCCUCGACAUCAGUGAAGAUGCAGAGCCAGCCUUUUAUGAUCGGCCUGGACCUGUAAAGGAUAAAAAUUCAUUCCCUUUCUUUGCUUCUAGCAAACUUGUGAAGAAUCGUAUCUUAAAUUCACUUACUUUGCCUAAUAAAAAACAUCGUAGCAGCAGUGAUCCGAAAGGAGGGAAACUAUCAUCUGAUAAUAAGACAAGCAACAGGCGGAUCAGAACACUUACGGAGCCCAGUGUUGACUUCAAUCACAGUGAUGAUUUUACACCCAUAUCCACAGUACAGAAAACAUUACAACUAGAAACUUCAUUUGUUGGGAAUAGGCACAUUGAAGACACUGGUAGUACUCCAAGUAUUGGAGAGAGUGACUUAAAAUUCACCAAAAGUCUUGGUACAGAGAAUCAUAGAGAAAACACAAGCCGAGAGAGACUAGUUGUGGAAAGCUCAACGAGCUCACAUAUGAAGAUACGUAGCCAAAGUUUUAAUACAGACACUACAACAAGUGGCAUAAGUUCAAUGAGCUCAAGUCCUUCCCGUGAGACAGUAGGUGUAGAUGCUACGACUGUGGACACAGACUGUGGAAGUAUGAGUACUGUGGUAAGUACUAAAACCGUUAAGACGAGCCACUAUUUGACACCGCAGACUAACCAUCUCUCUCUCUCCAAGUCAAACUCGGUAUCCCUGGUACCUCCGGGUUCUUCUCAUACACUUCCCAGAAGAGCACAGUCCCUUAAAGCACCCUCUAUCGCUACGAUUAAAAGUCUAGCAGAUUGUAACUUCAGUUACACAAGUUCUAGAGAUGCCUUUGGCUACGCUACACUGAAAAGAUUACAGCAGCAAAGAAUGCAUCCAUCUCUAUCUCAUUCUGAAGCUUUGGCGUCCCCAGCAAAAGAUGUGCUGUUUACUGAUACCAUCACCAUGAAGGCCAACAGCUUUGAGUCCAGGUUAACACCAAGCAGGAUCGAUUUUAAAAAGAAGCAUGUCGGGGGAAUCAGGAGCUUAAGACCUACAAUAACAAACAACUUUUUCAGGUUCAUGAAAGCUUUAAGUUAUGCUUCAUUAGAUAAAGAAGAUUUAUUAAGUCCUAUUAAUCAAAAUACUCUGCAGCGGUCCUCCUCAGUGAGGUCCAUGGUGUCCAGUGCAACGUAUGGGAGCUCAGAUGACUAUAUUGGUCUUGCUCUUCCUGUAGACAUCAAUGAUAUAUUCCAGGUAAAGGAUAUUCCUUAUUUUCAGACUAAAAACAUACCUCCACAUGAUGAUCGAGGUGCGAGAGUGUUUGCUCAUGAAGCAGGAGGUGUUCCAUCUGGAACUGGAGGUCUUGUGAAAAACUCCUUUCACUUGCUACGGCAGCAAAUGAGUCUUACGGAAAUAAUGAACUCAAUCCAUUCAGAUGCUUCUCUGUUUUUAGAGAGUACAGAAGACACUGGCCUACAGGAGCAUACAGACGAUAACUGCCUGUACUGUGUCUGUAUCGAAAUUCUGGGUUUUCAGCCCAGUAACCAAUUGAGUGCAAUAUGUAGUCACUCAGACCUUCAAGACAUUCCAUAUUCUGAUUGGUGUGAGCAGACUCUCCAUAAUCCCUUAGAAGUGGUUCCCUCUAAAUUCUCGGGGAUUUCUGGAUGUAGUGAUGGCGUGUCUCAAGAAGGCUCAGCCAGCAGCACCAAAAGCACAGAAUUGCUCCUGGGUGUUAAAACAAUUCCAGAUGAUACACCAAUGUGCCGUAUACUCCUUCGCAAAGAAGUUCUAAGAUUAGUCAUUAAUUUGAGUAGUUCAGUUUCAACUAAAUGUCAUGAAACUGGGCUUUUAACGAUUAAGGAGAAGUAUCCGCAGACGUUUGACGACAUCUGCCUUUACUCAGAGGUUUCCCAUUUGCUGGCACACUGCACGUUUAGACUUCCGUGUCGGAGGUUCAUACAAGAAUUAUUUCAAGAUGUACAGUUUAUACAAAUGCAUGAAGAAGCAGAGGCUGUGUUGGCAGUACCACCAAAGCAGCCUGUAGUUGAUCCAUCGGCUGAGUCCUGACCUCGUAUUUAUGAUGUAUAUAGGUGGAUACUAUUUACAUACUCACAGUGUGCAGCUCGUAAAGGCCUCUGAAAAUGCCACAGACUGGGCAGCAGGGGCAGGAGCAUCCUCUGUGCACUGUGCUAGCAGUUUGGGCGCACAGACGGGAACUGCCGACUCCCCAACCUAACAUCUUCCUCUCUCCCCGCGAGCCCCUUUCGGGGUUCAUUGUUCAUUAGCACAGUUUUAAAGGUUUUAGUUACCAUCAUAUGCAAGAGCCAAGCACUGAAGACCUACAUCGGUUUUCUAUUUUUUUCAUUUUAAGUGCGUAAUAACAGUGGAACAAUAAUAGGAUAUGCAGAGGCACCCUUCACACAGUUAAAUAAAAAGAUGGCUUGUUUGUUAACUAAUUCAUGGACACCAGGCAUCAGUGUCACUGAGGCUGCAUCCUGUCACCACAGUGGGCUGUGCUUUUCCUAAUGUUUGUAACACUACUUCAGAGCUUUGUGACCUCAAAGCAAAAGAAGAGCCUCAAUGACUGGGACUUAUAAGUUAUUUUUAUGUUAUUAGACUUGCAUAAAGUUUCCUAUUUGUUUCCCUUCCUUCAGUUUUGUUGCAAUGUGUUGUUAUUAGAGGCUAUUUGAACAGAUUAAGGUUUUUCACUACAGUUCCUGAUUAAAACCAGAAAACCAUUUUACAGUUCAGCUGUUUCCCACUUACAGAAUGCUCCCAGUUACAGAAUGCGCGUAGAUGCUCAGUGGACUGCUGGUCUCAUCCACUUCCAUAUCACCGUUUGUUUAAACAGGAACUUGAAUAAGCACUAGGAAUUUAGACCUACAGCAAAAGAAAGCAUUAAGUGAUACUUUAAGGAAAGAAAAGUUAAGUUUGCCUGCAGUUUACUACACAUUCCAUGGGAAAAGAAGAGCCAUAUUUUCUUUUAAAAAAUUAUUAAUGACACUGUUAUUAGGAUUAAAAAUUGUAGUGAAAAGCCUUAAGUACCAAAUUUUAAAGCAGCAGUAAUUUAAUUUUGAUAUCAGUGUUCUUGUUUUGCACAAACUAAAUGCAGUGAUAGGUUAGUUUAUGAGUACAGUAAUUGCCUAUAUCACAUUUGUGAAAUUAAGUUGAUAAGGGUAAAGUUUUGUUUAUUUGUAUGUUUAAUUUGUAUAUGUCUAACAGGAAUUAACAUAUAUGCAAAUUUGUAUAUAAAAAAUAGCAUGGCCAUCACCAUUAGAAUGCUUGUAAAUGAAAGGAUUAUCUUUUUUGAGGUCUAUAUAUAAACAAAAAAUUCCAGCUGGACUGAUUAGGACCCUUUUUUAAUUCAUUUGUGUAUACCAUUUUUACAGUCACACAUCAGCUCUGACAUAGUCAUAAUACAUUGAUUAAUACUUUCCCAUAUUACAGAUCCUUUUUAUAAUGGGCUUGUGCUCCGAGAUCUCUGUAAAGAACCCUGUAAACUAGAAAACAUAACGCACAGAGAUACUUUUAUUUUUAAUUUACUGGCACUGAAAGUUCCAGUUGGGGUGGAGCAUUUCAUCUCACUUUAUAACACCUCUGCACUUCAGCGAACUGUUCUCAUGUGCACUGUGUAGCAACUUACACAUCUAACAGCAGACAAGGGCUGAACUGCUACUUUGGGUAAAAGUGGCUCUUCAGACUUUCUCUCAAAUCCAAUUGAAGAUAAAACACACUUUUUUACACUUUAACUUAUCCGGAACCCAAGUGUUUAUUUAAAUUUUGAGUUUUAAGAGAGUAGCCUGUCACCUUGGUCUUUGGUCUUGGAUGAUUAAACUGCCUUCUAGAGAACCAGAUGUCAGAGAUACUAGACCAGACAGUGCUUAAAAACUCCGCGGGACAUAAUAGAUUAACAUAGUAGACAUUCAUUUUAAACACUACCUCAGUUAAUGUUAACGUAGAGCAUAAAAUCUGUGGUUUAAUCCCUCAGAAGGUAACAGUAAUUCUUUUUUGUCAUACAUGCAUCAUCCCCACCCCUAAACCCCACCUCACUUGUUCACCCGGAAAUGAAGUCUUCAUUGGUGUUAAUCUGAACAGUUUUUUUGACAGUUACUUUGAAAGACUUGUGUGUGUAUACAUCAUAUUUACCUUUAGCACUUAGUUUGGGGAGACACUCAGAGCUUUGUGGUUAUCAGUAACUUAAGGGAAAAAAUGUACUUAAAUGUAUAGUACUACAUGGUUUAUCCAUGUUUCACUGACAGGUCUAAUAUGUUCUCUUUGAGUACUAGUUUGUAUAAAAGUAGACGUUGAUGAAAAAUGCUCAUGAUGCAGUGCCAAGUGAUUAACUUAGGUGUUUAAAAAUAUUAAAUUAUAGCAGAACAGGUUAGGAAUGGCGUCAGUGGUAACAAAUAAUUGAAAAAUCAUCUAUAAAUAAUAGAUAUUACCAGACUAUAAAAUCCCAAAAUAAUGUCAAUAUUAUAGUUUUUCAAGAUUUUAGAAUUAAUCUUAGUCCAUAUAAAUUUGUACUAUUGGUAAUUAUUGAUAAUUUCGAGGAAUUUGGACAGUUAUGCUGGUUGUAAACUGUGAAUUUUUAAUUGUAAAGUAAAUUGUUAUUUCUAAUUGAAAUUUUUUUCAAGAACAGAUCUCAGUUUCACACACUAAAUAAAUACUAAUAAAUAAGGAAAUUAGAAAUUAGCAUUUGUAAUUAAAUAUGAUCUAAAAUUUCUUAACACUUUUAUUUCCUGUUUAUGCUUAGGUAGAUUUGAGGGGGAAAGUUUCUUCUCCCUAAUAAAAAAUUUUUUAAUCAAGAUUGGUAGCAUAUGGACAUCCUAUAGGACAGUGACAUUAAAAAAGGCUCAUUGCAGGUCGGUAUAUACAUUGCUGCACUAGUUACUCUAAUAUGUGUGCAAGUCCUUUUAAAAUGGUGGCUUUAAUAGUUUUCAUCUCUUACCCAGAGCUUGAAACAGUUAAAGCUGAGUUUUUCUGGGCAUAUUACAAUGGCAAAGUGCUCAACGGAGAGGUGUCAGUGCUUAUUUAGAUUUGUCAACUGCUAUUUAUAUACAGAUUUUCAUUCCAUUCAGAGGAUGCCUUUUAUCCCACAUUAAGCACAGACAAUUAAGCAAUAAAAACCAAAUUGUCAUCCAAAUUAUAACUGCAAUUAUUUUUGCAUGGUAAGAGUGAGGUGCUAAUUUUGUGUGAGAUGAGCUUUGUAAACUACUUGGGAAAGGUCCCUUGGAAGUAAGGUUUUUACCUUUGUCCUAUGCUUCCAGGUGUGUCUCACAUUCACAAUCCAUUAAAACAUGGGGAAAAAGAAAAGGUAGAUUUAAUUGCCAGAGUUUCCUGAGAAGAGCUGUUGGAAUAAAAGAGCAUUUCACAUUUUCCAAAAUGUAAGUUGGAAAAGGUCUCCCUUGUCUGCCAUUCAGGAAAUACAUUGUACCAGUUUCAUGUCAAGUACUACUUCAGCGAGAAUUUUAUUAGGAAAGCUUGCCAAGGAAACCGAUGGCAAUGCUUGUCAAGCGACGCUGAAAUCUGCGGUCUUUCUAGGAGCACUCUUUUUCCUUUAGUUUCAGGUUCCCAGGGUAUUUUUCAUUCGUAGUCGGUUUAUGUGACUCGCUCAGAAUGUGGAUUUUCCCCCUUUGAGUAUUUUUGUAAUGUAGGUGGAUAGCUAUGCCACAGCAUGCAUAAAUUGCACAUUUUGUUUGACUUUAUAAAAUAUUUAAUUUGAAAAAUAUAAUUUAUGCCAAAAAAGUAUACCUUGUAAUUUUGCCACUAAAAAGGUUGAUUUAGCACAAAAUGCAAAAGGAGCAGAGGGGAGAGGGGAGAUAAAAAAUUUUUCAUAGAUAAUAGUUGAAAAAUGUUCCAUUACUGGCUUGUCAGAAAUCCUGACGCUGCAUUGUAAAACAAAUGGUGUAAAUUAGUUUUGAGAAGUGGUAAGGGAUUGUGAAAAAAAAUCUCAGAUUAAUGCUCCCUGACCACAUGAUCUUUUUUUUUUUUUAGUAAUACGCUGCUACAUAUUUGGAGGUUCUGGUGUUUGUAGGUCACUGAACAGACAUUGAAAUAUGAUCUAUAUUGUAUAACUGUAACAUAGAAAGAAAAAGUAUUUAUAUAUUUUCCGUAAGAAUAUUUCAUUGAGUUAUGUAUAAUUUAAACAAGGUUUGUCCCCAAAUGGUUUUUCUCACCUUUUUUUUUUUUUGUGGUUUUCUUGUUUUUGUAUAAUGUGUACAGUUUAUGUCAAGGGCAUUAAAAGCCUCCUGAAGCAUAACCUUAUCAAAGGGAUACAUUCUUAAUAAAAUGUACUUAAAAUUCUUAAA